This is a messenger RNA of Juglans microcarpa x Juglans regia, 1199 nucleotides long. RefSeq names its product basic leucine zipper 9. Gene Ontology annotation, molecular function: DNA-binding transcription factor activity. NCBI's taxonomy places the organism in Eukaryota, Viridiplantae, Streptophyta, Magnoliopsida, Fagales, Juglandaceae. Bases 188 to 1198 code for a protein of 336 amino acids. The record is from RefSeq and is a predicted model, not a curated record. Gene Ontology annotation, biological process: regulation of DNA-templated transcription. The transcript is spliced from 6 exons.
UUUCGCAAGUUGCGCUUCUCCAUGUUCCGCUUCUAUUUAUUUCUUCACCCAUGCCGUAAAUCGCUCCCCCCUCCCCCUCCCCCUCCCUCCAGUCCCUGGUAGUGGAACCGGUUCAACUUGUGAACACUGGUUAUCGUUGUGCUCUGGGAAUCCGUCUCAAAUCGCGUCGAUUUUCAAUAGCUGUGACAUGAAGCGCAGCGCAUCGGAGUUGGCUCUCGAGGAGUUCAUAAGGAGGACGACAAACGGUCCCGAGUUGAUCGAUACUGGAACCCGUGAUAACGAUGACAAGUAUCAGAUAAACGGAGAGAUUCAGAGUCAUGAGCGAGACAGAGCUGGUUUCGCCGAUGAAGUCGAUGGCUAUCUCACCGAUGUGCUCUCCGGUGAUCUUGCCAACUUCGGUCUCAAAAGCCGGGACAUAAUAAGUUUAUUUUCAGGCUGCGGUGGAUUGACAGAAACCCUUCUCGGUUCUCCCCUCCUCGCUUUCAAGAAAUCUAGCAUUUUAGCAACCACGGAUUCCCAAUCAUCAAUAUGUGUUAGCAGUCCAAAGUCAGUCAACAAAACAGAAGGUAGGGAUACUCAAGAAAGGAGAGCUACCAGUGGUUCCUCGCAUGAGCAAUCUGAUGAUGAAGAUGUUGAGUUAGAAGCUGGUCCAUGUGAGCAGAGCACGGACCCCACCGAUUUAAAACGUGUAAGAAGGAUGGUUUCCAAUCGGGAGUCUGCUAGGCGAUCAAGAAGAAGAAAACAAGAACAGCUGCAAGAUCUUGAGUUGCAGGUUGAACAACUGAGAGGAGAAAAUGUGUCUUUAUGCAAGCAGCUCACAGAUGCAAAUCAACAGUAUAAUGUUGCGGAUACAAAUAAUCGAGUCCUGAAAUCAGAUGUGGAAGCUUUGAGAGCCAAGGUAAAAUUAGCAGAAGAUAUGGUUGCUCGAGGCUCCUUAAACUGCAGCUCGUAUCAGCUUCUUCAAAGUCAUUUAGGUACACCACAACCACUUAAUACCUAUAAUCUGCACCGGGUUCCAAAUGUGUCACCAACCAUCACUGUCCAUGGAAAUGAUGCCUCGUUUGCUGAAAUGACAGUUUCUGGGCAGAAUUCUGCCAUUGUCCAUGGAGACACCAAUGCUAAUAAUAGUAACAACAUCAAAUCUGGAAUCUUGAGUAGUAAUGCUGUAAUCACUGAAGAUGCAAACGUACUGUUUUAAA